Messenger RNA from Silurus meridionalis, 7314 nucleotides. RefSeq names its product apoptosis-associated tyrosine kinase a (gene lmtka). The transcript has 14 exons. The coding region runs from base 573 to 5249 and encodes 1558 amino acids. Gene Ontology annotation, molecular function: protein tyrosine kinase activity; ATP binding. Gene Ontology annotation, biological process: brain development; peptidyl-tyrosine autophosphorylation. The record is from RefSeq and is a predicted model, not a curated record. Lineage: Eukaryota; Metazoa; Chordata; Actinopteri; Siluriformes; Siluridae.
GCCGCGUCAUAAAGCGGAAUUAUUAAUUGACUGAUACGAGCAGCAGAUUAGAGUCUGUUAACAGCUCCGAUGCUGCAUUCCGGCGCUGGCUACAAAUGACCGUGUCGUACAGGAAACUCUGAUGUUAGCAGCACCGGGACUGGACGACGGCCAACAGCAUUGGUGCAGGGACGAAGAAGGGACGCAGAGAAACAGUGUGUCGCGGAAGAGACAUCCGUCCAGACUACGACAUCAACUAACGCGAAAGACCAGCGUCAUAAUAAUAAUAAUAUAAAAGCGCGUGGAAAUGUGCGGGGAAAUGCGCGGGGACAGCGGCCUGUCAAUCAAACCUGUGACUGCGCUUAUAGAGGUAGAUAUCAGGGAGGACGGAGAGAAGACGUUUAGUGCUCAAGGCUGAUGUUUGACACCGUGACGAGUAAAAUGCUGCAUUUGACUUCACCUUCACUGUCGGCUCUGAUUUCUGUCAGUACGACCGUGUAUAAUAGUUAAUAUUUGUACAAAAUAAAUAAAUAAAUAAUAGGGGGGGGGGGAAUACCGCAGUCGAGCUCCGUCAAGCUUUCCGAAGGACGAGGAUGCCACCGUCGCUCUUUAUCGUGGUCAUGUCCUCGGUUUUCCUGAACCCCAGCUUUGCCUUCAGCUCACAUUACGACACAGGUGGCACCCCCCUGAGUGAGCUGUCAUGGCCAUCCUCUCUUGCUGUGGUGGCCGUCUCGUUCUCUGGCCUCUUCACGUUCAUCUUCCUCAUGUUGGCCUGUUUGUGCUGCAAGAAAGGGGACAUCAGCUUCAAGGAGUUUGAAAACCCCGGUGAGGAUUACCAGGCAGAUCUGUCCACUCUUGCCUCCUCUGGCUCUCAAGAUGCCCCAGAUGUCUAUGUCCUGCCCCUCACUGAGGUUUCACUGCCUGUGGCCAAACAACCAUGUAGAUCAAUUCAGCUGCUGAAGUCAGCGGAUCUUGGACGUCACAGCUUGCUUUACUUAAAGGAGAUUGGCCAUGAUUGGUUUGGCAAGGUUUUUCUGGGAGAGGUGAAUGCUGGACUGAGCACCACACAGGUGGUGGUGAAAGAGCUUAAAGCUAGUGCCAGUAUACAGGAGCAGACACAGUUCCUGGAAGAAGCUUUACCUUACCGUACUCUGCAGCAUCCUGCCCUCCUGCAGUGCCUGGCUCAGUGCACAGAUGUCACACCCUAUUUGCUGAUUAUGGAAUACUGUCCCUUGGGUGAUGUCAAAGGAUACCUCCGUAGCUGCCGGACAGCAGGUUCAGCCACCCCUGACCCAUUCAUCCUCCAACAAAUGGCAUGUGAAAUUGCCUCCGGGCUUCAGUACCUCCACAAACAUAAUUACAUUCACAGUGACCUGGCUCUCAGGAGCUGUCUUCUGACUUCAGAGAUGUCUGUGAAGAUCGGAGACUAUGGCCUGUCUCAUAGCAAAUACAAGGACGACUACUUUGUGACGGCAGAUCAGAUUUGGGUACCAUUGCGCUGGAUUGCUCCAGAGCUCAUUGAUGAAGUCCAUGGCAACUUAUUAAUAGUGGACCAGACAAAGUCCAGCAAUGUUUGGUCACUGGGUGUGACAAUCUGGGAGUUGUUUGAGCUAGGAAGCCAGCCAUACAGACACUUCACUGACAGGCAGGUGUUGACAUAUGCCGUGAAAGAGCAGCAACUGAAGCUGCCAAAACCUUUGCUGAAAGUCCCCCUGUCUGAACGCUGGUAUGAAGUGAUGCAGUUCUGUUGGCUGCAACCAGAGCAGCGGCCUGUGGUGGAGGAGGUCUACCUGCUGUUGAACUAUCUAUGUGCUAAAGGUACCACUGAGGCAGAGGAGGACUUUGAAAAACGGUGGAACUCCCUCAGACCAAGUCUAGACACAGGCAGUUCUCAGAGAACCCCAGCCCUAGAGGUGCCCUCAUCUACUUCCUCAUUCCCCCUUCUGGAGCACUUCUCCAUGGUUGACAGUUUUCAGUCUGAGAAUGGUGAUGAAAUACUAACAGUCACUGAGACCAGUGAUGGGCUCAACUUUGAGUACAAGUGGGAACAGGCUAAAGCUGAACAGCCAUACUGCUCCUCAUCGACAAGUGGGCCUCUAGGAAGUAGCAACCCUCAUUACCAGGACAUAUACUAUCCCCUUAGCAGUUCCUCAGAAAGCUGCAAAGGGGAGAGUCUUACUCUGGGUGUUUCUCCAUCCCUGUAUAAGUCAGAUUACCCAGGUGUGGUCCCAGUGUUGAGUGCACAUAGUCCGUCUGUUAGCAGUGAGUACUAUAUCCGCAUUGAGGAACCUGUAGAGUGCAAUAUCAGUGUGGAGGAGGCCACUCUUGACUACAGUCCAGAACUUGAAGCCAGCAAUUGCACCUUCUCCAUGGCUGACAUGAAAAGUCCUACUGAGGCUCAUACAAAUGCAUACUGGUCAGGAGCAAAAGACUCUAAAAUUGUUAUCAGUGAUUCAGAUGCUAGUCCAACUACUGUCCACAGUGUGGAGCCACCUCAUACACAAAAGCCGAUAAAUUCGGCAGAACAGGUAAGCCAGUACUUUUCUCCCAGUGACCGAGAUAGAUUGCACUGUGAACAGACACACUCAGGAGAACAGGAAGUUCCUUUGAAAAGAGCCCAACCAUCUGAUUCUUGUAUGUUGCCAGGGAGCUUACACAGCACAGGUGUACAAGAAACUCCACGUGGUAUAUCGGUUACACUAAGCAGCCCCAGUUUGAGACAGUGUGACCCCUACCUUGAAGCCAAUCAGAGGACCGCCAGUGAGGCCUAUUAUGCUAUGAUGGGUAGCUUACCGAAGAAUAUUCCCAGGACACACAAUAUAACUGUUGACGUUGAAGCUGCCGAUUGUCUACUUAUGGGUACUGCUGAUCCAGAAGAUGACAUUAAUCGUUUUACUGAGAGUGAAACAAUUAACUGGGCCUCGAACCACUCCACAAAUAACAACACUUUAAACUUUGAUGACAGACAAACAAGGGGGUUUCUUGACACCUAUCUUGAUGUACACCACACCACACCUUCGUCAAAUGCCGCCCAGAGCUUACAGCCAGGAACAAUAACAAUCAGGCAAAAUUCUCCAAGUAAUCACUCUGAUACAUUUAAACAGCAUUCACACAUGGAGGCUGAUGGCAACAACUCCAUUGCAUUUUCAUACACAGAGUGCGUGUCAUAUAUACAACUUUGCUCUGAGGAGCAGAAGGUGGUAAAGUCAUCAGCCAAAGAAAGACACCAAAUUACCCAUUCAGCCCAGAACACCACUCCUCAACUGCAUAUCAGAGAGAACAUGACACACUUCCCUCUGAGGGAUUAUUCAAGUAGCAAUCCUCUUUCUCUUGUAGCCGAGAAAUCAGUGACUAAGGACCGAAGCACAACUCCAGCACAAGACAUAAAAGUGCAGUCAGCUGUUUCUACAGUCAUGAAUGGAGCUCUGUCUGAGGGUGUCUCCGAGUGCUGUCAUACAAGCGGCAGCAUCAGCCUGGUAAAUAUUGAUGACUGCAGUGAUGGCGAUGUUACUGAAAUAACAUCCGAGGUGUUUGCACACUCUCCUCUUGACUUUGCAGAAGUUGAAGACAUUAACGUAGCACAUAUGCCCUUGCAUAGAGAGAUUCGAAAUCAAGAAUUCCCUCAGGAAGUUAUAGAUCUAGCUUCAAGUAUUAGCCCGUGUGAAGUCUUCAGUCCAGAUGCUUAUCACACAUCCAUUCAGCCCAAAUCACUGGACAGUGGCUAUGACACGGAGAACAACGAGUCGCCUGAGUUCAUCAUGAAAGACCUGGAAGGAAAACCAGUUCUCAGUACGAGUAUAGAAUCAGAGUAUGAAAUGGUCCUUCAGAUGGACCUUGAAGAAAAUGAUUUGACCACAACUAGCAAUAGUACUCUUAAGCUGACCAGUUUGGGAAACAGGAAUCAAUAUAGAGACUCAGCUUACUUUUCAGACUACGAUGCUGAAAAUGAAAAAAGUCCAUGUGAAGGAGGCAGCGUCUUCUUUGACAACAAAUUGGAUUAUUUCUUUGGAAAAGAACCUGUAAAUAACAAUUCUCUCAAGAAGGCGGGAACUGAAGUGGACUUCCUAGCAAGUCAGAAGGAGAAGCAGUAUAACAUCCCAAGCUUGAUAGAAAACACAGAUAAUGCUUUACUGAGUGUCAAACAGUUGUAUCUUGACAGGAGGAAUAGGCAGCUUUCAUCUCCUGCACCCAGUCCAGUGAUUACAGUUUUGGCCCCAUUUCCUCCAGAGAUGGGUGGCUGUUUGACCAAAGAGUCUGCUCCAGAAGAUGGCCUUGGAUCUGAGCACUCUGGAGAAGAGCCAGCCCCUGAAUGCUUUUCCAGCACGGCUUCUGAGGGCUCAUCUACAACACAAGAAGCCACAACCAUGGAGGACCAAGUUAACAAUACUAGCAUAGGCUUCUCAUCUGCAAACUCCCUGGGUUCAGCAUGCACUAUAUUGGAAGUCAGUAACUGUGAGAAUGGGGAAGACAGUCCAGACUGUCCGAUGGAUGGGAAAAAUGAAAAUAACGGAGUGGAGGAAAAAGCAGAGGUGGUAGAAGAAGCACUUUUAAAUGUUAAGCAGGUUGGUUCUCUGGACAACAUUUUGCCUGCCUUACCAGAGAACCUGGACAUGCCAGCACCCCUGGGGAACUGUGAGGAAGAUGAAGACUCUGAUGACAGCGAUGAGUCGGAUGAAGAGUUGCGUAGCUACAGCGUUCAAGAGCAAAGUGAGGAGAGUGAGGAGGAGUUCACCACUGUUCCGAUGGUAGUUGUGAGUGAGCGAAGUAGCUCCAGACAUCUGCGCAGCCUACUCAAAAUGCCAUCCCUGCUCACCCAGUCCUUUUGCGAUGAGCUAGAACGCAAGAAGAAAGCUGUAUCUUUUUUCGAUGAUGUCACUGUGUUCCUUUUUGACCAGGAUAGUCCUACAGCGGAACUGGCAGAAUACACUUUUCCAUCAGGGAAGGAACCCAAUGGCCAGGCAGCAGAGGGUAAGGAAGAUCCAUCAGAAAAGGACGUCAGUGACUCUGAUAUUUCCUCAAAUGGGAAUAUCUUAAAAGACGGGGGGAUGUUGGAAUGGGAGAAGGACUUUCAGUUAAUGCCCAAUGCUUCAACAUUAGAACCUGCCUCUGACAGAAUCUGCUCUCCCCCAAACUCUCCAAUCAAACUUCCAGAGGAGAAGCCUGCACACCAGGGUUCUCGUUUCAGUGUUUCCCGUUUCUCUAUUACACAUGUGUCUGAUUCGGAUGCCGAGUCUACUGGAGGUAACUGUUCAGAUGGAGACCGGGCAUGAACCCAUUCAAGAUUUCCUUUUGGCCUGAUCCGGCUCUAGAUCCUCUUUGGUGUUUAUUUAAUGUCCUGGACGAGGGUUCUCUGAAUCCGGAAGACAGUGCCUCAUGCUGUAACUGAAUUAUAUUAGCCAACCUUUCUUUGUGUCUUGAGCCAGAGGAUGGCCAUGACAUUGUCUGUUAAGGACAGCAUUUAAAAGUUCUGAAAAAUCUCUAAGCAAAAUGUUAUGUAUGCAUAUUUAAGAGUUCAAAUGAUUUGCAACAUUCUUUAUCAACACACACACAUUGCAACAAAUCACUUUAUUACGAACUGUAGCAACCAUAAGGGUAUUGGUUACUUUGCUGUACUUCUCACUGGCCUACUUACAGUGAACUUAUCGCUUAUUUGUCAGAUCUUCCAGAUUUUGGUUUUUGGCUGCAAAGUAAGUGAAAAAAUUACAUUUAAAAUCAUUCAAGUUUUGUCAACUACAACAGGUCUCGAAUUGUGCACCAGUUUUUGGAGAAAUGAAGGCAAUUGCUUUUGACCACUUUAAGCAAAAUGAUUAUGGCUCAGGUAAACUCUAUUGAAGGCUGUAAAGAGGAAAAAAUUGGGACGGCUUCAAAGUUUAAGACACAAGCUGACAAUACUUGUGUUAAAUAUCAUAUGCUUCCUCAAUUUUUUCCCAUUUUCCCCCCAUUGUGCUGCUAUACAACCCUGAGUAUGUGGAAAAUAUGACAUAAAUGCACUUUCUACGUUGAAGCCUAGCGGUCAUGUGCAAAUUUGUGUUCAUCAACAAUGUCAGGAUGCUUGUCUUGUCUAUUUAUAGAGAUACAGCCCUGUCUUUUUCCUGUCACUAAUGUUCACCUUUAUAUGCAAGUGAACUUUCAUGUCCCUGAAAGGACAGGAUUUAGCAUUUCAUUAUUAUCAGUUUACAUUUGUUGGGUCUUUCACAUUCGUCAUUAGUGUCAGCGAGCUCUAACUACACAGUGAUGGGAUCUUGGUUGUCACAAAAGACUUUCCAUUAUUUUUCAGUAAUAUGGCUGUAUAACUGCCUUAACUAGUUUAAGUAGUCAUUAUUUUACUGAGCACUACAUAACUAAUUAAGAUGCAUAUUUUCAAAGACAAUUUCACAAAUCUGCCAAAUUAAUUUCAGUGAGAUGAACCGUAGACCGAAAUGUUGAAUUACAAUCUUUCGCAAUACUUUUGCAUACAAUCUUAGAAGAAGAAAAAAAAAAAAGGAGUAGGCUCUAGCUUUGUAAACAGGUUCUACCCAAUCCGAAGAACCUUCUUUUCUAAGAGUGUAGGUUAAAUGGUGAAGACUGUGAUUACUGGAAAGUAAAACCCCACACCUAACAUUCAGGAUCUUGUGAUACAGCUUAAAAAAAAAAGAAAGAAAAAAAAUAUAUAUUUUAAACAGCUUAAACCAAGUCUCUUCCUGACUUAGUGUAACAUAUAGGUAACAUACAACCUUUACAAAAACCAAUGUAAAAUAAAGAGGCUCAUUACAGCCACUGGCAGCUCUCCGAACAGCUUCUAUAAACGGUACCUCAUCAUGCUGGAAAUGUAUUGAUAGAGAAAACUUACCACACCAUAUCAGUAUAACGACAGUAACAGAAGUGUAAAACAAAGCACCUGUCCAAUAAAUGCCUGUGGACUUCCUGUCAUUCUCAUACAUUUGUUUAUUUUCAGUUAUGUCUGUGCUACUGAACCGACACGAAGAUGUGUCUUACGCGGUCUUACUACAGCGGCACAGUCACGCUCAAACCAGGACCCACGUCCAUAAAUUAUUACUGUGCCAAUAAUCAGUAUACAGUAAACUGGUCCUCUUUAACAGGUCUUUUGUAAGCUCCCGCAGCACUGUACUACUUUUGGAACACAUAUCAGUACUUUCUAGAGGACGGAUAGACGACUGUUGCCAAAGUGAUACCUGGUCAUCAGGAGCUCAGUGAAUCAAUCUGUUACAGUUCAGUGUGUGGUUGUGUUUGUUCCUGCACUUGUAGUAGCACCAUGGCUGUUGUUUUAUUUCAACCCACUCCAUGCUGACUGUAGUAUCCCAAAAUAAAUCAAUAAAACCAACCAGUUUAUCCUUA